Molecule: messenger RNA, 714 nt
Organism: Aspergillus affinis
Lineage: Eukaryota; Fungi; Ascomycota; Eurotiomycetes; Eurotiales; Aspergillaceae
Product: chaperonin 10-like protein
Exons: 3
Coding region: 1-714 (237 amino acids)
Molecular function (GO): oxidoreductase activity, acting on NAD(P)H
Source: RefSeq, a predicted model, not a curated record
AUGAAGGAGGCCUUUGUGGACAAUGAUAUCUCACUGACAAUCCGAGACACCGAUAUUCCCGUCCCUAAAGCUGGCCAGGUCCUUAUUCACGUGGUCGUUUCUGGCACCAAUCCUAAAGACUGGAAUCCCUGGUGGCCAAUAGACGGGACACCCACCAAUCAAGGAGAUGAUAUCGCCGGAUACAUCGAGGCAGUGGGGGAGGGCGUGAUGGGAUUCCACAAGGGCGACAAGGUCGCUGCGUUCCAUCAAGUGAUGACACCUCAUGGUAGCUACGCCGAGUAUGCGAUCGCGCCCGAGUACACGACCUACGCCUUUGUCGAAACUCUUAUCGAUCGUGAGAAGGGUGACACGAUAAUCGACUAUCGUGAAGGUGACGAGGUCGUUCGGGCAAAGAUCAAGGAAGCGGCCGGUGGGCGAUCUAUACACUACGCAUACGAUGCGCCCUACGAGGGAAUUAUCAUGGGCCAAACUAUAGCGGGAUCGGUUCACAUGCCUCCCGCAGCAGGCAAAACAGUCGAGGAUAACGAGUUUAGUGCUGCUAUCUUCCAAUUCAUUGGCCGUGGUUUGGCGCAGGGCUGGUUCUCGGGACACCAGUAUGAAGUGCGCCCGGGUGGGUUGACUGGACUUGAAGGGGCGUUGCAGGAUCUUAAAGCGGGCAAGGCGUCUGCUAUUAAGUACGUGGUGCGUAUUGGCGAAACGGAAGGAGUGAUAUAG